Lepisosteus oculatus (spotted gar) is the source of this 1081-nucleotide messenger RNA. The record is from RefSeq and is a predicted model, not a curated record. Lineage: Eukaryota; Metazoa; Chordata; Actinopteri; Semionotiformes; Lepisosteidae.
CAGAGCUGCAGAAAAAAAAGAUGUCCUGGCUCUUUAAACAACUUGAACCGAGGUGGAGGAGGCGGAGUACACCGGGUGCUUGGCACUGUCAACAUCCUGAGCAGUUGACUGCAAAAUGGCGGACUGCAGAGAAGUCCAAAGACACACUGACAGUGACGAUGACUCGUACGAAGUGGUGGACCUUUCGGAUUAUGCAAGACGCCAUCAGUGGUGGAGUCGCGUCUUUGGCCAGAAUUCUGGACCCAUUGCCGAGAAAUAUUCUGUUGCAACGCAGAUCAUGAUGGGUGGUGUAACUGGCUGGUGCGCAGGGUACCUGUUCCAGAGGGUUGGGAAGAUUGCAGCAACUGCGGUUGGCGGCGGCUUCCUUUUACUACAGAUUGCAAAUCACAGCGGAUACGUGCAGGUCGACUGGAAGAAGGUAGAAAAAGACGUCAACAAAGCUAAAAAGCAUCUUAAAAAGAAGGCGAACAAAGCCGCCCCUGAAAUCAAUAGCUUCAUUGAAGAGUCUACGGAGUUUGUUAAGAAAAACAUAGUGCUUUCCAGUGGAUUUGUGGGCGGGUUCCUGCUGGGACUGGCAUCUUAAAGCCAGUUUGGAGAGAUGACCUGAGAUCCAGAAUAAUAAUAACUGUGAAGUAUUUCCUCUGACUGGGCUGGUAUAAGAGAAGGCGCACAAGCAGAGCAAAGCCAUGGCAUGCUGCAGUUCUCUCCUUCCCUUUACUGAGUCUCUAGAGCCAUUCGAAGCUGGGCUUCUUAAACACAAUACAAUUAAGACUGUACGGGAUAUAGGCUUUGCUUUACGUGUUUCAUUGCAUUCUGAACUGUUUUGCCUCGCCAUUGAUGAGUAAUCUGUUUUGUUAAAGGAUUAUUUUAAUUUUACUGGACAAGAAACAUGACUACGCAAGGUAUAUGACCAAGUGCUGAAUAUAUUCCUUAAUAUUAAGGGUCACGUUGAGUUACAAUUGAAUUAUUUUGCCUCUGUUUAACAAUGAACGUUACAAUGUGUAUUAGAAGGAGUGGGAUAAUAUAUUUAUUGCUGUACUGCCAUAACAUAUAAAUGAGAAAAUAAACUUUUUUUUUUGGU